UUGUUUUUUUGUUUGCCGGAGUCAAGCGGGUGCUGCUAGCGGAGGCGCCAUAUUGGAAGGGACAAAACUCCGGCGACAGCGAGUGACACAAAUAAACCCCUGGACCCCUUCGUUCCCCCAGCUCUAAGGGCCGCGAUGUUGUACCUAGAGGACUAUUUGGAAAUGAUUGAGCAACUUCCCAUGGACCUGAGGGACCGCUUCACGGAGAUGCGCGAGAUGGACCUGCAGGUGCAGAAUGCAAUGGAUCAGCUAGAGCAAAGAGUCAGUGAAUUCUUUAUGAAUGCAAAGAAAAAUAAACCUGAGUGGAGAGAAGAACAGAUGGCAUCCAUCAAAAAAGACUAUUAUAAAGCUUUGGAAGAUGCAGAUGAGAAAGUACAGCUGGCAAACCAGAUAUAUGACUUGGUAGAUCGACACUUGAGAAAGCUGGAUCAGGAACUGGCUAAGUUUAAAAUGGAGCUGGAAGCUGAUAAUGCUGGAAUUACAGAGAUAUUAGAGAGGCGAUCUUUGGAAUUAGAUACUCCUUCACAGCCAGUGAACAAUCACCACGCUCAUUCACAUACUCCAGUGGAAAAAAGGAAAUAUAACCCAACUUCUCACCAUACAACAACAGAUCAUAUUCCUGAAAAGAAGUUUAAAUCUGAAGCCCUUCUAUCUACCCUCACAUCAGAUGCCUCUAAAGAAAAUACUCUGGGUUGUCGCAAUAAUAAUUCCGCAGCUUCUUCCAACAAUGCUUACAGCGUGAAUUCUUCCCAGCCUCUGGCGUCUUAUAACAUUGGCUCGUUAUCUUCAGGUAGUGGUGCAGGGGCAAUUACCAUGGCAGCCGCACAAGCAGUUCAAGCUACAGCACAGAUGAAAGAAGGACGAAGGACUUCAAGUUUAAAAGCCAGUUAUGAAGCAUUUAAGAAUAAUGACUUUCAAUUGGGAAAAGAAUUUUCCAUGCCCAGGGAUGGAGCUGGCUAUUCCUCAUCUUCGGCACUCAUGACAACGCUGACACAGAACGCCAGCUCGUCAGCAGCUGACUCCCGUGGCGGGCGGAAGAGCAAGUAA
Messenger RNA from Octodon degus (degu), 1047 nucleotides. RefSeq names its product inhibitor of growth family member 3 (gene Ing3). The record is from RefSeq and is a predicted model, not a curated record. Gene Ontology annotation, biological process: regulation of DNA-templated transcription. NCBI's taxonomy places the organism in Eukaryota, Metazoa, Chordata, Mammalia, Rodentia, Octodontidae. Gene Ontology annotation, cellular component: NuA4 histone acetyltransferase complex. The transcript is spliced from 9 exons. Bases 136 to 1047 code for a protein of 303 amino acids.